Messenger RNA from Ctenopharyngodon idella (grass carp), 7498 nucleotides. RefSeq names its product distal-less homeobox 1a (gene dlx1a). Gene Ontology annotation, biological process: embryo development; cell differentiation; negative regulation of transcription by RNA polymerase II. The transcript is spliced from 3 exons. NCBI's taxonomy places the organism in Eukaryota, Metazoa, Chordata, Actinopteri, Cypriniformes, Xenocyprididae. Gene Ontology annotation, molecular function: DNA-binding transcription factor activity, RNA polymerase II-specific; RNA polymerase II cis-regulatory region sequence-specific DNA binding. Bases 5693 to 6451 code for a protein of 252 amino acids. The record is from RefSeq and is a predicted model, not a curated record.
UGAAAAUAAUAUUAUGAAUCCAAGAUCUCAAAACAUAUAAUGUAUAGAACAUAAACAACAAUCUAUAAUCUCUAUAUAGCAAGUAUGGACUUGUUACUGCUAAUAGACACACUGCUGUGAACAUGUACGAUAUUCUGCUACUGCAUAAAUAGACAUACAUAAAUCCCAUAGCAGAUCUAGGCAGGUGGAGCUGGGGAGGUGGAGGGGUUCAGAAAAAUGCUUACAGCAAACAAUGAACCAGACUAUUUAAAUGUUGAGCAAGCAAUCUCAUUGGCUGCAGAGGCCAAUCAGCUUGUGCCAUGCGGCAAUGAUGUGAUUGCUUGCAGAUUGCCCAGCGCCCUCUAGAGUUUCAUGACUGAACUAGAUAUUUAAACUCAGUUUUAAAAUUAAACUGAUUCUUUUCUGAAUUGAUCUCCAAAGAGUUACAUCUGCAGGUUCAAGGGUUCCUUGACUGUUAUUUUUGGAGAGGUUUACACACACACAUAUAAAAAAGAGCACAAAAAUGCCAAAAAUUAUACAUAACAAAAAUGUAUAAAUUUUGAUGAAACAAAAAACGCAUUAUACAAAAAUACCUGAAUGUCAACCUAAAGCUAUGUAAAAUUCUGAAAAUAUAAGAAGAGUUGUGCAUUUAUUAUUUACAAAAUAUUUGGUAACAUUUUACUUUAAGGUGACGUAGUUACACGUUACUUUAUGUAUUUACUAUAGUAAUAACAGUAAAUUCUGAGUAAAUUAUGCAUAAUUUCAACUAACUAACCCUAAACCGUAACUCUGUUGUAAGUACAUGUAGUUAAUUAAUAUUACUCAGUACUUAUUUGAGUAAGUACAAUGUAACUACAUCACCUUAAAAUAAAGUGUAACCAAAUAUUUUAUUAAAUGACAAUUCAGAAAAAAAAAAUGGGGCAUGAGUGAUUAAAUUGUGUCUAAUUCUCUCAAAAAGCAUCUUGUCUUCAGUCUUUGACAUUCUAAUGGAAACAAAACAUUACAAACCCACCAGCUGCAUUAUUUUAACAUCACACUUAACCGUUCCAUACUGAUUGACACAGUAAUCUGUGGUUACACCUCAGAGUGUCCUCUCUCUCUCUCACACACACACACACACACACACACACACACACACACACACACACACACACACACAUGUUGCUCUCAGUCUCAACAAAUACUCUCACAGUGUCUCUUUGUCCAUUGGAAUUCAGUGGAGCAGCAAAUUGAAGGUGCUGCCUGCUUAAAACCCUCCGAGAGAAACCCAGAAAACCCACAGCUUUUUUUAUCAUCAGGAUUGAUCAGAUACUCUAAAAUUGGAUCAUUACUUCUGAUCGAAUUUGGCGCUGUGUGUCUUUGCUGCUGGCAGGGAAGAACAGGGGUGAAUUCAUAUUAGCGGGUGUGCGUCGCUUUGUAAAUAAGGUGUAAUUGUAAGUCCCUGGGUAAAAACUGGACCGAUACACAUCCCCAAACACAGAGCAUAGAUGUAUCCAGUUGAGAUGUCAAUGUUAAUGCUGUCUUAAUAACGUUUUAAACAGCUCCACUUAUACCUGAUUCAUUCAGUCGAAACAUGCGACAGAGGAAAACUAAAGUGAGUCUAGGGCUUUUUUACGCUGUCGUUUUCAGUGUAAAUAUGUGUGUGUUUUACUAAUAUGAUAAUGGGAUCACAUUCCAUUUCAUAAGUGCUCUGUCUCUUUAAUUUGAAAUACCCCUCCAUCAUAAUGUAGGGUCUGUCAGCAGGAUGCACUUUCACAUGAGGCAAACACAUUAAGUGUAGACUGAAUUAGAGCUUAAGUAGCGCACUACAACUUUUUUAUGUCUGGACGUUAUGCCAAAUUUACUUUAUCAAGUUUGAAAGCUGUAAUGUAAAUGAAUUUAACUCACAUUUUGAUCUAGUAAACAACUAUGUGGAUCUGAAUUGACUGAAAAUGUACUUGACCCUGUUUAAAUCACUGGAAAACAGAACAUGUUAUUAACAGAUACUAACACAAAAGCACUGUGCUCUUCUGACACUAAACUGCAUAUUAAUGUACAGUUACAUAUUCAGUGAUAUCAUAUUCAUAUUACACUAGACCCACAGAACUAUGAAUUUCAUUGUUAUUAAUUCCCGGUUUCAUUGUGAUGUUGUCUUACAAUCUGUUAACCAUUUUUUAAAUAAUUAGACAUCUGUCCGGAUUUGGGGUUUGGUUCUCAGGAACACUUUAUCAACAGGACAUCUAACGGGUCACACUAACCAGAGAGCUGGUAGGAAAGCUUCAUACUGAAACAAUUAAAAAAGAAUCCUGUGCCACCAAAAACAGAAACUAAUCAGGGACUUUGCUUUAAAUUUACUCCGGACGCACAUUUAGAAGUCCCUUUACAGUUCAGAAUCAGACCCUGCUGAACGGACGGAUGAGGCCAUAAACACAAUUGUCUCUAUUUGAAGCAGUUUGUCAGCUCAUGUCUGUAUCUGAAUGACACACACACUGAGUGGGCCUGAACUGGCCUGGUGCACUAAAUCAGGCCAGCAUAGCAGGUGUUUGACUCUCAUUCUUGAUGAUCCUCUUCUCUGGAAAGUGCUCUAACUCGUCGUCUCACAUGCUGCUUUAUUUGAGUUGCGUCUAAACAGAAGACUGCUGUGGUUUCAUCCUGACACGGUGGGCAGUUGGGAUGUGCUGUAUAAUUAUUAUGGGACUGACCACAUGGAUAGGAAGAUACUGUUAUGUGAUGUCAAUAAUAUUUCAUUAAUAGAGACCAACGUUUUGCUGUUGUCUUUUAAUUAAAACCACUCUUGAAAAAGGUCCUAAAUAGUGCCAGAUUUAGAAUAGCAGAUUUUUUUUUUUUUUUUUUUUUUUUCAAAAUUUUAAGAUUUUAAAGAAGUCUAGUGCAAGAGAAAAAAAGUAGUUUGCUGAAAUCAGCAAAAUGGUAUAUUAAUAAAACUAUAUAUAUAUAGUUUUAUUAAUAUACCAUUUUGCUGAUUUCCCACGAUGAUUCAUUAUUUCUUUACUUUAGAUCUGGAGUAGUGCUCAUGAAUUGUAUUAUUGUUGCUCAUCCUAAAAUGUUAAAGAUCAUAUUAAAUAAAAUAAUAAUAAUAACAACAACAAAUGUCAUUGCAUUAUUAUAAAUCAUUGCUAAUACAAGAACAAAUCCAUUUUCUAAUUAAAUAAUUGUACACGUUUGGGAAUUUAUGUAAUUAUCUAUGUUUGUUUUACAUGAAAUUUGCUGUCCUUAUGCCAAAACACUUUAUUUUGUUUUUCUCAUAAUUUCAGAUUAAUCGAAGACAAUAAACACAUGUAACUUGCUCGGCGUGAUCUGAAUGAUGAUAAUUAUCGGUUGUAAUACCGUCAUUAUUUUCGCUAUUGUUGAAGUAUCCCCGUGGUAGAUUGCAAAUGUCAUUUGAAAUACAAAUUGCUUUAAAUUGGACAAUUUUGAGGACGGUGGAUGUCUAACAGGUAUUGUUCAAGUGUGGUCGUCAGUCCAUAUCAUCUGGGCAUCGUGUUGGUGCCAGUGACAUUUUUGUCCAAUGUUCUGGACUUUUGCUCAAGGCUAUUCUGUUUUUAAUGUGUUUUAUCAUGACGGAAUGUAAGUGAAUUCAUGUGGAGAUUAUGACCAUUUCAAGGAAGACUGUGGGAAAGACAACCGCAGAGACUGAGAAAGAGAGAUGAAAUGAAAGGAGGAUGUGGAGGUGUGAUCCGUGUUCAACGGGGAGUCGCACACAAACGGUACGACCAUGUCUUGUUCUCUGAGCAUUUCCUUUUUCUCUUAAACCGUUUCUGUUUGCAUUUUAUUUAUUGUCUAGAAAACGGAUAUAUUAUCAGCUUUCCGUACUAUCGAACAUCUAAAAUGUUUUAUCGAAUGGUGUCGUUUUGCUUAUGAAGCUCUCGUGAUAAAUAUUUCUGAAAAAGCUACACAUGUGGGUAAAAUGUUCCAAUCAGUUCGUGUCACUCCAGUCUCUACAUGCGUCGCCAGUUAUCAUUUUACACCAAUGCAUUUUUAUGUCACAGUUAUCCUCGAGUAAGUCUCCAAAAUGCUGCUUGUUCUUUAAAAAGGUUUGACAGAUAAAUGAGUAACCUUAUUUAAAUAAUGAAAUGUAAGGCAGAGAGUAAGGCCCAUGUUCAGUUUAAUGGCACACAACUGUCGCGACGAUUUCCAAGUCAGGCGGUAAAUUAAUUCAUUAUCAAUAAUUAAUAAUGAUACGAUUAUUUUAUUUUUAACUUAGUGGUUUUUAAUUUUGCUUCCUUAAUCUCAGGUAAGGAGUUAAUAACUACAACCUUAAAAAAUAUAUAGGCUCUUUUUCUUGUAUUUAGAAUUUUUUUACGGCUCCGUAAUUAGAUAAAUACACUUUAGAGUUUAUUCGAACCUUAAUUCGAACUGGAAUUGUGUGGAAUGUUGUGAUAUUGUAGGUAGCUGGCGUAAUAUAAUGUAGUGUAAACUUUCAAUGGUAGGUAAUAAACAAUGUAUGUCCUUGGUAUAGAGGUGCUAUUUGUUGAUUUGUUUUCAUGCUUUGAAUAUUUCUUGACUGUUUUCAGCAUUAUUGGGCCUGUCACGUGUGGAUUAAUCGCAUUAAUGUUCAAACAAAAAACAAACAAACAAAAAAAUCUAAAACUUUUUUUUUUUUUUUUUUUUUUUUUACAAUAACCAUACAAUAUAAACCAACACACUGCAAGAUCAACCAAAUUUAGAUCUGAAAGGAAUAGCAGGAGCUGUUAUCAACAUCGACCUGUUUCUCUGAUCCUCACGCGCAAUAAUUCAACCCACGCGCGCAAGCGAGUGAUGCGAAUCUGCAAGUGUUAAAUACACAGCUAAUUAUGCGUAUGAAAAUUAAACAACAGUGUUAUGCUAAUUUAGCUGGUUUCAGCUGUGUCUUCAAGCACUCGAGACUAGCAUUUUAACCAAAUGAAUCAUCAAAGUAAUUCAUCUUUGCUUGGAGACACACAUUUAUACCUGUACUUAAUCAUAUUUGUUAGGUGUUCAAUUUUUUUUUUUUUUUUUUUUUUCACGAAGGCGAAAUUUAGCAAAAAGCAAAGCAAAAAUUUAGGGCCAUUUUAAAUUUGUUCAUUAUAUUGACCUUUAUUCUUUUAUAUGUCAUACCAUUUUGUUUAGACUUGUUUAUAUUAAGAAUUGUACUUCAGUGCACUGAUGAUUAUAAUAAUAUUACUCAUCAUCAUGACAUUAUUGACACAAAAUUGUUACUAAAAGAAAAUGUUUGUUCAGAUCAGUUAAUGAUUGGUUUUAAUGUGUAGUAUUGUUUUGUGUUCAUUUGUUACCUAACAGGCUAACUCUGUUAUAAAGUCCAAAUAUCAAAAUGCUGAUAUUUUACCAAUUUUGGUGGUUCGGCAGGAAUGUGUUUGAGCUCUCCACAUACGGCCUAUGUGUCUUGGUCCAUUCCCUAAAUUUCUACAUUAGCAUUGCACAAUAGAGUCACAGGUUGGUCUUAUUUCUUGAGUUUAUCAGGUCCGUCGGACCCGACCCUCGGAUUACCAAUCCGCGUCGCUCUUGGAGGGAGUGGACCAAUCAGAGAGCACCUUGGAUAAAUAUUCAUGAUUCCCUGAUUCAAACCUUUGAGCGAGUUUGUGUGGAUCCACAGCAUCGUACCUAGACUUUUCACAGAGACAAACUACAUUUUCUUAUGAAUGGAAAGUGAAAAAAUCAGUUGAGCUUAAAUUGGGAUCCAUCCUUCACUCAGAUCAUAGAAGAAAACAAAAAAGCAGGGAGAGAGAGAGCGAGAGACAUGACCAUGUCUACAAUACCAGAGAGUCUAAACAGCCCAGUCUCAGGAAAGAGCGUGUUCAUGGAAUUUGGGCCACCAAGUCAGCAAAUGUCGCCUUCAUCUAUGACCCACGGACAUUACUCAAUGCACUGUUUACACUCCUCCGGACACCCGCAGCACGACAGCGCAUACAGCCCGGCUCCGUCCUUCCCCAGAUCUCUGCCUUAUCCAUACGUCAACUCGGUCGGUAGCCAUUCCUCCAGUCCUUACCUCAGCACCGUGCAGACUUACCCCAACAACUCGGCUUUGGCGCAGACCAGAUUGGAGGACCCAGCACCAGAGUCAGAGAAAAACACCGUGGUGGAAGGCGGAGAGGUUCGUUUCAACGGCAAAGGCAAAAAGAUCCGCAAACCCCGAACCAUCUACUCCAGUCUCCAGCUGCAGGCUCUUAACAGGAGGUUCCAGCAAACUCAGUAUCUGGCUCUGCCGGAGAGAGCCGAGCUCGCCGCAUCACUGGGGCUCACGCAAACACAGGUGAAGAUCUGGUUUCAGAAUAAACGCUCCAAGUUUAAGAAACUGAUGAAGCAGGGCGGAGGAACAAUAGACACGAACGCUUUGGCUAACGGGCGCGGACUGUCCACCGGAUCUCCAUCCGUAGCGCCUGUCUGGAACUCAACCGCCACCGUCAAAACAUCCACACCGACCUCGUAUAUUCCCAGUUACACCUCAUGGUAUCCCACAGCACACCAGGACACUAUGCAGCAGCCACAACUCAUGUGAACCAGGACUGCUAAAACAACCCCGCCCCUCUAUCCACCAACGGCCCAGUUCAGGGGACCCGACACAGGCCAGUCACUCUGCGGCCUUCCACACACCGGCACUCCGCAGCCCAGACCAGAUGUGAAAACAGACAACUGCUGACACACUGGCCAGCGUGGACUGAACGAGAGUCGUCCACGCCGCCGGAGAGGAAACAAGUCUCUUUUUGAAUUGAAGGGAAUGCCGGGAAAGUGGGUCAAAUCAAAGCUGCUGCUCUCCCCCUUUCCGUGACUUUUUGUUGUGUAAAAAAUCACGAAACUGUACCCUAGUCAGAAAUGUAUUUCAUUUUCUUCAAAUUUGUAGUUUUCCAUAAGAAAUUUGGAAUUACCGGUUUGUCCCUCCACAACACGGGCUGUGAGAUCAACAUUAACUGCGCAUUUUCCAUACGUUGGGCUCAUACAGUCGCUUCAGGCUUCGCCAUGGCGCGGUGAAUGUGUAAAAAACUGGGAUAAAUCACACCGUGAGCAAGUAUGAUUUUCCCCAUUUUAAAGGGAACAAAGAAUUCUUUAAACAAAGUUAUUUUGUAUGUAUGGCGUUUUGUGUUUAUUUAAAUAUAACUUAUUUAGAAUUUGUUUUUGUUUUGUUUUUGUUUUUUUAAAUCUGUUUGUAUGUUUUAUUUAAAACAAAUGUUCUUUAAAUUAUGAUGUGAGGCUGCACUAUAAAACAGAAACACUUCCCUCGGAUUUGAACCCAAUUUGUAAAGCCGAGUGUUUUUUGGAUCGUACAAAGAGGAGCCCAGUGCAGAUAAACGCGUCCAUCAUCACCGUCAGAUGGGAAGUGUUGACAGCUCUAAUGUACAGAAAUAGUCGUUUUCGUUGUGUGCUGAAUAAUUUGUGCAAAAGGAUCUAAACAUGAUUGUGUUUAUUAAAAUUCAUGUGUUUUUCCAUUUCACAUUGAAAAAAAAAAAAAUAGUUUUAUAGCUUACCGGUCACAUUAAUUUAUUGUUUUGUUUCAUGGAGUCUUGUAUAAUGUGUAAACUCGAACAGUAAAAAUCUGUUUAUGAAAGAA